Mercurialis annua (annual mercury) is the source of this 2064-nucleotide messenger RNA. RefSeq names its product protein DA1-related 2. The transcript is spliced from 12 exons. Bases 380 to 1963 code for a protein of 527 amino acids. The record is from RefSeq and is a predicted model, not a curated record. Lineage: Eukaryota; Viridiplantae; Streptophyta; Magnoliopsida; Malpighiales; Euphorbiaceae. Gene Ontology annotation, molecular function: ubiquitin binding.
AACACAUAACUACUCAAAAGAAACCCGAAAAUCGCUUUCUCUUUCGGUUCUACUAAUAAAUUUUGAUUGAUUCCGUUCUGCAACAUCCCCACCGUCACUUCAAAUAUUCUCCGCCUCACCAAAAAAAGAUUCCCCACAUUUUCUCAUAUCUUAAAGCUUUCUUUUUUUCGUGCUUUUCUCAAGCCAAGAAUCUCUCUUUUCUUCCUUUACUUUCAGAUUCCUUCGUUCAUUAAUUAAUGAACUCUCCCCUUUUUAAUCACACAAUGUUCCUCUUACGUUCCUCCCUUCUCUCCACAUUUUCUCUCCUCGUCUCUCGCUGUUAUUUUCGAUUUCUUGAGCUCGUUUCGCUUGCGUUUUUACGUAAAAGAUUCGUGUUUUCAUGGCGCCUCCCGCUUCUUUUUCGCCGUCUUCAGGUGUCAGUUAUAUUUCUAAUCCUUGUAUUUAUGGGGAUUUUGUUUCUUCAUACGCAGAGAGGAAAUCUCGGCUUAUGAAAUGGCUUAGUAAGUUUUUUAAAAGUGGGCCGAGUGGCGGCGGCCGCGGUGGCGGGAGUAGCCGGCAUCCACAGCUUCUUGGAGAGGAAAAUAUGGUUAGCUUGCGUGCUCCGGCGAGAUCUUUGGAUGAGCAUUCUAGACAUGGUAAGGAGAAAGAUGAAUCUGAUCAUGCCAUGGCACUUUCUCUGUCUGAAGAUUGGAAAAGACCAGGAUAUAGAUGGAGAACAAAUCACGACGAAGAACUCGCUAAGGCGCUUCAGGAUAACCUCAAUUCAUCAGGAUAUCCUCCUUAUGCCCCUAAUCAAUCUACAUAUCCUCCUUAUGCCCCUUCACAAUAUCACCACAGAGGUUACAGAAUUUGUGGUGGCUGCCAUAGUGACAUUGGUUAUGGCAAUUAUUUGGGAUGCAUGGGACAGUUUUUUCAUCCAGAUUGCUUUCGUUGUUCGUCUUGUCGCUAUCCGAUUACUGAGAAUGAGGUAGUUUUAUAUAAAAGUAAAGAUCCAUAUCAUAAGUCAUGUUUCAAAGAGUUGACUCAUCCCAAAUGUGAAGUCUGCCAUCAAUAUAUCCCAACAAAUGAUGCCGGUUUGAUAGAGUAUAGAUGCCAUCCAUUCUGGUCUCAGAAAUACUGUCCAUCACACGAACAUGAUCAUACAGCUCGAUGCUGCAGUUGUGAACGCUUGGAGUCCCGGAAUACGAGAUACUAUUGUUUGGAAGACGGACGGAGCUUAUGCUUAGAAUGCAUGGAAUCUGCUAUUACAGACACCGGUGACUGCCAACCACUUUACCAUUCCAUCAGAGAUUAUUAUGAAGGGAUGAAUAUGAAGCUGGAUCAGCAAAUUCCUAUGCUUCUUGUCGAAAGACAAGCGCUUAACGAAGCUAUUGUUGGGGAGAAAAAUGGGUAUCAUCACAUGCCUGAGACGCGGGGUUUAUGCCUAUCGGAAGAACAAACUGUUACUAGUAUACAAAGGAGACCAAGGAUUGGUGGAAAUAGACUAGUUGGAAUUAGAACCCAACCGCAAAAGCUGACUCGAAAAAGCUGUGAGGUUACUGCUAUUCUCGUACUUUACGGUCUUCCAAGACUACUAACCGGUGCUAUUCUUGCUCAUGAGUUGAUGCACGGUUGGUUGCGUCUAAAAGGUUACCGAAAUCUGAGUCCUGAAGUAGAAGAAGGUAUAUGCCAAGUACUCUCGUACAUGUGGCUCGAAUCAGAAGUAGUAUUGCCAUCGAAAAGCAUGCCAUCUACAUCCGCAGCAGCAGCAGCAUCCUCUUCCUCCUCUUCUUCAUUGUCUUCAAAGAAAGGCGGAAAAUCCAACGUGGAAAAUAAAUUGGGAGAGUUUUUCAUGCAUCAAAUAGCCAAUGAUGCAUCCCCUGCUUAUGGAGGAGGCUUCAGGUCUGCAAAUGCUGCUGUCAAUAAGUACGGUUUACGUCGAACUUUGGAUCAUAUCCGGCUUACAGGACACUUCCCUUUGUAAUACUAACAAAGACUAUUAUUAUUCGGAUUUAAGUAUCAAUUUGCUCUUUGAACACUUAUACGCAAUGAGCAAUUAAUACAAAUUUUAAUUUUUUUUCAUUA